Strongylus vulgaris is the source of this 390-nucleotide messenger RNA. NCBI's taxonomy places the organism in Eukaryota, Metazoa, Nematoda, Chromadorea, Rhabditida, Strongylidae. The record is from the annotation of a GenBank genome assembly.
AUGUCUCCCAGACGUGAGAGGUCGGCCGAAACAUGGUCCGGUUCUGGAGCCGCGGCUGCCUUCAUGGUCUGGAUUGCGGUGAUCUCAGCAGGUAGAAUCCGUGGUGAUAUUUCUCCAGUGGGAUUAACGGGAUUUGAUACGGGUGUUGACAAACGAAAGAAAUUGAUGCGCGAGUUCCGUUUUCGUUUAGUAAUGUUGCCAGUGGAAUACGGUAGGCGAGGUCCCUGCGGUCCUUCUUUAGACUUCUCUUUGAUUGUACUGCUUCUAAGAAUUUCGAUUGCCUAUACUUUCGAGGAUUUCCUUGCAAAGCUGAUCUGCAACUGGUAUUGGCUACCAGUCGCUCGAGAUGUGUUGCAAUCGGAUCCAGCCUCAUGCUCUUCUCCUCUCUAG